Octopus sinensis (East Asian common octopus) is the source of this 6782-nucleotide messenger RNA. Its product is annotated as transcription factor SPT20 homolog. Bases 293 to 3010 code for a protein of 905 amino acids. Gene Ontology annotation, molecular function: transcription coregulator activity. Gene Ontology annotation, cellular component: SAGA complex. The transcript has 23 exons. Gene Ontology annotation, biological process: regulation of transcription by RNA polymerase II. The record is from RefSeq and is a predicted model, not a curated record. NCBI's taxonomy places the organism in Eukaryota, Metazoa, Mollusca, Cephalopoda, Octopoda, Octopodidae.
AUGAACUAGGAAAUUUAUUAUAAAGAAAAAAAAAUUUCUCCUGAUCGUAUUUUCUUUAAUAUGAUUCCAUCAUUAGAAUAUAUUUCAGUGAAAAAUACUUAGUUUUAAGAUAAUAAAACAGUAUCUGUGAUAAUAACAUUUAAUGAAGUUUCCCUCAAAAUCCAUACUGCAACCGGAAAUACACUAUGCUAAUGGCGACGGCAUGUCUGCGGAUACUACAUGUAACCGACUCUCUCUGAUAAAUUCUCGAUUAAAGUUUAUAACUGUUCACUGCAGUUAGCCCUCACUAAAGAUGGAUUAUCCAGUGCUUUCCAAUGGCAACAACAAUAGCAGCAGCAGCAGCAACAACAACAACACAUCAUCAGGACUCAAUUCCAUAUACAAAGGCAAAUCUGUGAACCAACGACUAAGGGAAUUGUAUCAAGAAGAACGUAUCAGACAACCCGAAGAUCAUCCACUUUGCUAUGCAACUCACCUACUUCCCAAGUUGGUCAAAAGGGACCGGCUUAACUGCUUGGUAUUAAAUCUCUAUCCUGCCAAUGAGGGUUAUACCCUUAUGCUAAAAGGUCGAAAUGGUAUUGAUUCUGAGACUAUCAAGCUACCAUAUGAAGAGUCUGAGUUAUUAGGAUAUAUUGAUGCUUCUGAGUUGCCUCCUUUACUUGUAGACAUCCUUGAAAAAGCUCAAGUGAAUGUUUUUUAUAGUGGCUGUGUGAUUGUUGAAGUUCGAGAUUACAGACGUUCUACUGAUGGGUGUUACGAUAGUGAAUAUAUUAUGUUGAAACCUACUAUGCAGUCGCUAUUGUGUGACAUCAACAGUAUGAUCAAUGAUGGACACCGUUGGACCCAAGAAGACAUUUUUCAGCUGGAGAGCCAACUUCUACUGGCAACUCAGGAACCCUUAUGUCUUGACCCGAAUCCUUCUGUCUUCUUUGCCACCAACCAUCAACAAUAUGAAAGUAAAAUAUUCAAUAACCCCAAUCUGAAAAGGUCAGUGCAAAAGCACUCACAGGUGGCCUUGAACCGAAAGAGGAAAUUUGCACAGGCACCAGCACCGAAAGAACUGCGAUUGUUAGACUUCAUCAACAAAAAAAGAUCAAAGAAAGGAAACACAAACCCGACUAUGAAGCCAAUCCCAGAUCCUCGGAAUUAUCGAACAUUGCAGUUAUCUCCACCACAGUCACUUGAUGUGGAGAAGUAUGUUCAAGGAGUUGAAAAGAACUCUGAAAAGAAAUGCACUGAUAACAAUCUUACAUUCGUGGAGGAGCAUGUUCUUGAAGCUGAUAAUGCUGGAACACAAUCAGUUAUUGCUCGUAUCACAUUCUUACAAAGACCAAGUGAUGAAUUUUACUUUGGAGAACAUGUAGAAGGAAGUGGUCCAGGAGAGAAGAAAUGCAGAUUUUCCCUUGGGACAAGAGAAGAUGUCGACAAGUAUUUCAAGCAAUUUAAGAAGAUUUUUAUGAAUGAGAAGCAUGACACCCUCAGCAACAUUAAGAUUACAACCAGUCAACCUGGUCACUCACCUAAGGUUACAUACCUUCAGCCUUCUUCAAGCAACAAUGUUAUGUCCACAGUUGCAAUGGCAGUUAGCCAGGACUUAAGCAAUGGUGUUUCAACAUCUCGUAAGACACAUCCCCAACAUUUGUCUGUGUCUGUAACAAUGGCAACUAAUAGUUUGCAACAGAACACGAUAAGCCCAAGCACAACAGCUGUUAGUCCUGGUAUUGGAUCUAGUACUAUUUCAUCCACACAACACUCAGCUUCAUCGCAAGUUCAAUCCCACAGUAAUCAGCCACAAAAGAUACGGCAACAUGUACUACCCAACUCCAGUCCAAGUCCAGCCUCUAGCAAUAUUUCACAGCAGUCAAGUAACCCACCAUCGAACCAAUCUGCUGGUCAGAGCAGCCAAAAGACUCCGACCCCAACGCCGACGCCCCCACCAACACCCACACCUCCACCCCUGAACCAAAUUCGACGCUCAAGUUCAACAGCCGAUUCAGUUGCAGUAGUACCUCAGAAUCAACUUCAGCAACAAGCGAACCCAAAUGCAACCGCCUUUAUCACCAGUUUUGCAGGUGGGGACAACCCAUCAUCAGCUACAGUUGGUCAAGCUGUAGCUGCUGCUGCAGCUGGCCUUACCUCUGGCAUUAACAUUGCUAAUCUAGCCAGCCUCCCGUCCAAUCUGAACAUCCAGAAUCUAGCAACAGCUGGCCUGUCUGGCAUGAACAUUGCCAAUCUACAGAGUCUCCAAAACAUGCAGGUCUCCUUAGCUAGUGGCAUUGUACCCAUUACUAUGAUCAAUAACAAUACUGGUUUGUUACAGAAUCAGUCAGCUUCCACCCUGUCCCAACCAGCACUUGUUACUAUGGUCACCUCACUCCCUCAGACAACAUCAACCCCGUCUACUGUCAACAGCCAUCCUGCCAAUUCUCAGGUCGCCAUGACCACAGGAAUGAUAACAAAUUCGGGUUCUGUACUUCUUCCACCUAUUGGACUCACCCAGUUAAUGAAAGGAACUGCUCAAAACUUGAGAGCACCAUCAAUGUCAGUGAUGCAGUUACAAAACCAACAACAGUUCCAGCUUCUAAAUCUCUCACAACAAAGGGGCUCACUUCCUGCAGCAUUGCAAGCAACUCAACCUCAGACAACAACUGUCACCACACCCACUCAAAACAACAAUCGCACUUCUGCCAGUACAGGAACUACCAUUUCAGUGAAUUCUCCUGGUCUGCUGGCUACUAAUGCCAAUCUCACUGCUCAGCCAAUUGCUGGUUUUACUCCAGUCACUGUUCAGACUGCAAAAACUGGACAACUGCAAGCAGCUAGUGGCAAUGCAGCUGCUGGUUCCAGCCAAACUGCCAUAACUCAACAGUCCAACAGUCAACAGCUGCAGUUUCAUCAACUGCAGUACAAGCAUCCCCAGUCAACCUCUUCUUCAUCACAACAGUCAAGCUCCGGUUCCAGCAAAUCAAAGAGCAAGAAACGAGCAACACCAACACCACCAAAAUCUUGACUCCCUUAUCUCAAACAGCUGGCUGUAGCAAAAACAUAUCUCUUGUCAGUGUCAGGUGUUGAUUUAGCAUAUCUCCUCUUCCCAUUCUUCCAUCCAUUCCCAAUCAAGACUUAUUAAUCAUCAAUCACCACCACUUUCAUCAUCAUCAUUAUCACCAUCAUCAGUAUCGUCAUCAUUGUUAUCAUUACAUUGAACAAUACAGAAAUAAUAAAAAGAAAAAAAAAAAGAAACACAUGACACAAAUGAACAAAACAAAAACAUUGAUGUUGUUUUAUGUGAAUGAAUUUGAUAGACUGAGUUCUUCCUUGCUAAGAUCUCAUACUACUGCUUGGUUCUAUACAACGGCCUUAUUGUUGCUGAAGAGACUGUCUGUCUGUCUGUGAUCUGCAGCCAGUAAACAUUAGAUUUAUGUCUGUAUGUGUGGUUGUAUGUAUUCAUAUGUUCAAGUGUGUGUGUAUAUGUUUGUAUGUGUUUCAAUUCUUGUGUUUUGUGUUUCAAACCUGUGAGAAUCUGAAUCAAAGAACAUUGUUGAAACUGGUGAACUUUUUACUUCGCUGCCAAUGUUUGAUUUUUUCUUCUUUAAACCUCAUAAUGUUUAUUUUUUUCCUUUCUAACUCUUUAAUGACCUUUCAAUCAAUAUUGGAGUGGAGGAGGAAAGUGAUUUUGAGAUUUUAAAAAUUUAAUCAUUAUAAGUGUGUGUAUGUAUGUAUGUUAAUGUGUGUAUGUGUAAUUUGCUCAAAACUGAAAGCAUGUGAGAGAGAGAAGGGCAAUAGAGGGAAAUAUAUAAUUAUAUUUAUGUGUGAGAAAAAUGAGAUCAGAAAAAAAUUGUUUUAUAAAUUAGAACCUCUCUAUUUGCAGUCUGAAGACUUACUGUGUAACUGGGAACCUUAAAAAUGUUUGGUGCUAACCCAGAUCCUAUUUGGUGUGCUUUCUGAAUAAGCAUCAUAGCAGGUUCACUCCUUACUAUAAAAGUAAGCUGGUUAUAUAACAUGCAUACACACACACACAACACACAAAAGGAGAAAAACAGAUUUAUGCUAUAUUUCACUUUAAAGGACUUGAGUUCAUAUGUGGUCGGGAUCCCGUGUGAUAAACCAACUGAUGUUGUUUACCACUCCUCAGCUUGGUAAAAAAAAAAAAAGAACGACAGAAUAUGGUUUUACUUUAUGAUUCUGUCACAGGAACUAAUGUCUAUAUUCCCCACUACCUUUGAGAAAUAAACAAGGUAUCUUUACAAAAGAAUGAAUAUCAGAGUGGGCCUAUACUAGUGUUUAACUGUUGCCAACCACUUGCCUCUUGCUACUCUAAGAAUUCUGAGAAGAAACAAAUGUUGUACUUUUCUAUAUUCCACUUAUAAUCUUGUUCCUAAUAACACAGUUGAUAUUGUUUGUUGUUACUAACUAUCAUGUUCGUGCCAACAAAGGAACAUCCUGGGAUUUUUAUAGAAAGAGGGUCAAUACUUCAUUCUUUUGAUAACAGCUCACUAAAAUUCCAAGCUCGCUAAUUUGCUAAAAAGAAAAUUUCAGAAUUUUUUUUAUCACAUAUCUAAACCAAAAGAGAUUGAAACAUGUUCUUCAUUUAAGCAACCUAGUUGUUUUUUUAAUAUUCACUUGUAUAUUUUCUUAAUCCCUGUGAUCCAAUUAAUUCAUUCCAUUCUGCUAGGGUAGUGGGUGGGUAGUAGCUUGGUUCCUUAGUAUAAUUCACAUUCAAGACCUCAAUUUACUACUCAGAAUUCCCUACUUUUACUAGAACUCUUCAUUACUCAUCCAACCCCUUCAGAGGAGUUGUGAAUUUUGUGAUGAAUAUUAUGACACCCCUGUCACACUGUGCCAUUAACUCUGCGACGACCCAUUAGCUUACACUUUGCUGUUACAUUCCCACUAAUGGGGCCAUCACAGUAUCGGUGACUACAAAUAAUUUUUUCUACUCAAGAGGCUCAUAACUCUACUGUUUCAAGUAGGAUCCUUUUCUUCUAUUUUUAUUAUUUCCAAAUUGUGCCAACACAGGCCGUCUCUAAGCCUGCCAAUUCUAGUGACCAUCUUUAACAUCUCUAUAAUUCACUAAAAUUUGUUGUUGAGAAUUGCAGUUUAGCUGAUUGUUCUCUAAUAACUGACACUUACAUGUAUUCCCUUUCCUUUAUCUUGGAAAAAUUUUUUUGGCUGUCUAGUAAAGAAUUUUGUUUCCAUACAAAAUACCCCCUCCAAAGAAAACCCUAAAUAUAUCAUAUUUCUUUAUUUGGAGAUAUUUCCAGCUGUAGUUAUAGCCCUACAUAACAACGAUGUAUUGAUAGUGGCUCACUGGUUACAAGUAACAUUCUCAGUUAGGCAAUUCUCUAUUUGGAAAUUCAGUUAUUUGUUAACAGUUUAGAUAAGUUUGCAGGCAGGCUCUCACUUAAACAGUAAAAAACACAGCAUAGCCAAAAGAGAAUUGCUUAUCUUGUGAUUUACUUUUGUAUGUCUCUUAAAUUUUCUGAAGUAAGGGGUGAAGAGGUUGUUGGUAUGCAUUAACAAAUAUUAACCAUCCUAAGUAAGGUGAAAUCUAUAUGAUUGAUCAUUAUAGAAUAACUAAAUGAAGGAUUGCAUCUUUUGUGUUAAUUGGUUAAAUUCAUGCUUUGGUUCAUUGAACCAGACAAACUGAUUAAUCACUCAACAUUAAACUUGUAUGUAGAGCAGUUGGCAUUUUAGCUGUACACUCUUCCCCUCUAAAGUGGAAAAACAACCAAUAUGUAGGGAAAGCUAAAUGUCUUCAGAGUUAUAUACAUCAGUAGAGUUUUUAAGUUUAUCUUCAAAUGGUAUCAUGCUCAAACAACUGCAAAACAAUUUGAUUAAACAUUUUCUUUUGCUUUUUUUCCUGUGUGUGCAAGAUAGUGAAGGUUUAGUAGAGUAAACCUCCUUAAGCCACCCAUUAUUAUUUUUUGUGUUGGCUCUCACCUCAUCAAAACUCGUCUAGAAACAAAAAUAACAAACUCACUAAAUAAGAUUUUUAAUUUAUUUUCUUAAAAAAAUAUUUGAAAUUUUGUCCACAAGGAUUUCAGAGUGUAAAGCCAUACAAUUACAGCUGCAAUCAGAUUGGAGGUUGUCUUGUUUAAGAUUUUAUGUUAACUGGGAAAACAAAGGAUCGGUAAACUGUAUACAAUAGUUUAUGGAUUCUUUUAUUAUUAUCAUCAAUAAUAAUUAAAAGAAAGCAUGUCUUAAAUCAUGUACAGACAAUUGCUCAGGCUUUGCACAAUUUGUAAAAUUACUUGUGUCAAUUUUACACCCUUCCAAUCAAAAAAAAAAAAGAGGGGGGAAAAAAAGAAGAAAAGAAAAAUCUAGUUUUUAAUGUGAAUUGAUGGUGCAUCAGACUUGAAUUUUGAUUAAAUUUGUGUGACUAGAAAGAUAUUGAGUAAUAUAUGCUGGAAUUUAUAUACAAUUUCUUUUUGUAAAUGUACAGAAAUAUAAAACUGGGCUCUGGACAAAAUUCUGAAAAUGUAUUUGGGAGUAAAAAAUUCAUUUCACAAUUUAGAAUUUUCAAUUCCAUGUAAUUUAAAUAAUUGUCCAAAACUCAUGAGGCAAAAAUCUGAGCUUUAUUAGUAAAAAUUAAAUAAAUAAAUUCCUGUCUUUUAAAAUGAAAAAAGAUUUUGGUUAUAUGCAAGCCAUUCUCAUCUCAAAUAUGAGGGACUUCAACAUAAAAUAUUACUUGAAAUAUCAGAUGUUAGAGUUUUUCAUGCUGUCCUACUGACAAUUCCUGAAAGUUCUACAGGUUAAUUAGAAAAAUAAAACAGCAGAAAGAU